Striga asiatica is the source of this 5302-nucleotide messenger RNA. The record is from the annotation of a GenBank genome assembly. Lineage: Eukaryota; Viridiplantae; Streptophyta; Magnoliopsida; Lamiales; Orobanchaceae.
AUGGCUGGCAGGAACGUGAUCUCCGAUGACGAAGAUGAUGUUGGGGUUGGAGAAGAGAGAGAAGAAGAGCCCUACGCAGAGCAAGGUGAUGAUCGGGAUGAUGAUGAUGAUGAGGAAGAGGAAGAAGAAGAAGGCGAAGAUGAGUACGAGAAAGAUGGUUUCAUUGUCGAUGAUGUUGAUGAGGAAGAGGACGAGGGGGAAGAAGAUCGAGUUGAUAGCGACGAGGAGAGACAGAAGAAAAAGAAAAGAAAAAAAAGGGAGUCAGAGAGGAAUUAUGUCCUUGAUGAGGAUGAUUAUGAACUCCUUCAGGAAAGCAAUAUAUCUGUGCCUCGUCCAAAACUUGAGAGUAAAAAGUUCAAGCGACUGAAAAAAGCUCGGAGGGAUGCAGAAGAAGAGCCGUCUGGGCUUUCAGAUGAAGAAGAGUUUGAUGGCAGUGGAAGCGGCGGUCGUACAGCUGAAGAGAAGCUGAAACGCAGCUUGUUUGGUGAUGAUGACGGGCAACCGCUUGAGGAUAUUGCUGAGGAGGAUGAGCAGUUGGAAGAAGAGGAUGCAGACAUUGACGAUGAAAAUGAGAUGGCAGAUUUUAUUGUUGAUGAAGAAGAAAUUGAUGAGCAUGGAGCUCCUGUGAGGAGAAAAAAGGUUAAGAAGAGCAGGCACCGACCAGGAAUUUCCUCUUCAGCCCUCCAGGAAGCUCACGAAAUAUUUGGUGAUGUUGAAGAUCUCUUGAGAAUUCGCAAGUUGGAGGUGAGCGACAGGUAUGGUGAAACCGGUGAAAGAAGCCUUGAAGAUCAGUUUGAUCCAAGUAUACUUUCUGAGAAGUAUAUGACAGAGAAGGAUGACCGAAUUCGGGAAAUAGACAUUCCUGAGAGAAUGCAGAUAUCUGAGGAAAGUACCGGCCAUCCUCCAACAGAUGACAUUAGUAUCAAAAUGGAGACUGAGUGGAUAUACAAUCAGCUAGUUAGCGGUACUGUUCCUUUGUUUAACAAGAGCGGUUCAGAGGAGGUGGAUGAUGAACUGAAGCGCCACAUAGCAAGAUUCCUGGAAUUGAUGCACGUUCAAAAGUUGGAUGUUCCAUUCAUUGCUAUGUACAGAAAAGAGGAGAUUUUGAGCCUAAUAAAGGACUCAAAUGAGUCUGAAACGGACAUUGAUAAUGAUCCAGACCACAAGCCUAAGCUGAAGUGGCACAAGGUAGGCCUUUGGUUACGCAUGUACUGCACUGGUACUUAUUUAUCUGUAACUGUUUAUUAUGAAGCAUCUUUAGGCGUGAAAAUUUCUCAUAUGGUGCUUUGGACAAUCCAGGAUUUGGAUCAGAAAUGGCUUCUUCUUCAGAAAAGAAAGAGUGCGCUGCAGUCCUACUACAGCAAGCGUUUUGAAGAAGAGAAUAGAAGAAUAUAUGAUGAGACACGCCUCAAUUUGAAUCAGCAACUUUUUGAAUCAAUUACUAAAUCGCUUAAAGCUGCUGAUUCAGAAAGAGAAGUUGAUGAUGUAGAUUUGAAAUUUAACUUGCACUUCCCGCCCGGUGAAGUUGUCUUAGACGAAGGGCAGUUUAAGAGGCCUAAGAGAAAGUCACAUUACAGCAUUUGUAGUAAAGCUGGACUGUGGGAGGUCGCGAGCAAAUUUGGUUAUAGCUCCGAACAAUUUGGCUUGCAGAUUUCUCUCGAAAAAAUGAGGAUGGAUGAACUGGAGGAUGCAAAGGAAGCACCAGAGGAAAUGGCCUCUAAUUUCACCUGUGCGAUGUUUGAGACACCUCAAACCGUGUUGAAAGGUGCAAGGCACAUGGCAUCUGUAGAGAUUAGCUGUGAGCCAUCUGUACGGAAGCAUGUCCGUAGCAUCUUUAUGGAUAAUGCUGUAGUUUCAACCCGUCCAACACCUGAUGGGAACACGGCUAUUGAUUCAUUUCAUCAGUUUGCUGGAGUUAAGUGGUUGCGGGACAAGCCACUUACUAGAUUUGAUGAUGCGCAGUGGCUUCUGAUUCAGAAGGCCGAAGAGGAGAAGCUCUUGCAAGUUACUAUCAAGCUACCGGAAGUGGUCCUUGAGAAGUUAAUCAGUGAUUCAAAAGAUUACUAUCUGAGUGACGGUGUUAGUAAAUCUGCGCAGCUAUGGAAUGAACAGAGGAAGCUAAUUCUUCAUGAUGCCUUUUACAGUUUUCUUUUACCUUCAAUGGAAAAGGAAGCGAGAUUGUUGCUGGCGAGUAGAGCAAAAGCCUGGUUACUUGCGGAGUAUGGGAAGGUGUUGUUGGAAAAAGUAUCUGUUUCUCCAUAUCAGCGGAAAGAAAGUGAUAUCAGUUCAGAUGAAGAAACUGCACCAAGGGUCAUGGCAUGCUGCUGGGGCCCAGGAAAGCCUGCUACAACUUUCGCAAUGCUGGAUUCAUCUGGAGAAGUUUUAGAUGUACUACAUGCUGGUUCUCUCAGUGUUCGUGGUCAAAGUAUUAAUGAACAGCAACGCAAGAAAAAUGAUCAGCAGCGAGUGCAAAAAUUUAUGAUGGACCAUCAGCCGCACAUCGUUGUUUUAGGAGCUGCUAAUUUGUCUUGUACCCGGUUGAAGGAGGAUAUUUAUGAGAUCAUCUUCAAAAUGGUGGAAGAUAAUCCUAGAGAUGUUGGUCACGAAAUGGAUAACCUGAACAUUGUCUAUGGUGACGAGUCUCUUCCACAUUUAUAUGAAAAUUCCCGCAUUUCAGUUGAUCAGCUUCCUUCACAGGAAGGUAUUAUUCGUCGUGCUGUGGGUCUAGGACGGUAUCUUCAGAAUCCAUUAGCCAUGGUUGCCACACUUUGCGGGCCAGGUAAGGAGAUAUUGUCUUGGAAAUUAAAUCCAUUGGAGAACUUUCUUACUCCCGAUGAGAAGUAUGGGAUGGUGGAACAAGUUAUGGUGGACGUGACAAACCAAGUCGGUCUUGAUCUUAAUCUGGCUUCUAGUCAUGAAUGGUUGUUUGCUCCUCUGCAAUUCAUUUCUGGGCUGGGUCCCAGGAAAGCAGCUUCUCUGCAGAGGUCUCUGGUAAGAGCAGGAGCCAUUUUCACACGGAAAGACCUGUUGACGUCCCAUGGUCUGGGUAAAAAGGUUUUUAUUAAUGCUGUUGGAUUCCUGCGAGUGCGGCGUAGUGGAUUGACUUCAAGUAGUAGCCAAUUUAUCGAUUUGUUAGAUGACACAAGAAUACAUCCCGAAUCUUAUAGUCUGGCACAAGACUUGGCCAAGGAUAUCUACCGGGAGGAUGGAAAUGAUGACGCGAAUGAUGAUGAUGAUGUGCUGGAAAUGGCUAUUGAGCAUGUAAGGGAGAAGCCUCAUUUAUUGAGAGCUGUUGAUGUUCAUGAAUAUGCUGAACAGAAGAACCGCCUCAACAAGAAAGAAACCCUUAAUGAUAUAAGAUUGGAGUUGAUGGAAGGAUUUCAGGACAGGCGCAGACCAUUUGUAGAACCAAGUCAGGAUGAUGAGUUUUAUUUGAUAUCGGGAGAGAGUGAAGAAGCACUUGCUGAGGGAAGAAUUGUGCAAGCAACGGUGCGCAGGGUGCAACCUCAGAGAGCGAUUUGUAUCCUUGAAUCUGGAUUGACAGGCAUGCUUAAUAAAGAGGAUUAUGCUGAUGAUUGGAGGGAUAUUAACGACUUAAAUGAUAGGUUGCAUGAAGGUGAUAUCUUAACUUGCAGAAUCCGUUCCAUUGUGAAGAAUCGCUAUCAGGUGAUUUUAACUUCCAGAGAUAGUGAAAUAAGGAACAGCCGUCACCAGAACCAUCGUAUUAUGGAUCCCUACUAUCACGAAGAACAGAGCACCUUACAUACUGCACAGGAAAAGGCUCGUAAAAACAAGGAGCUCGCGAGGAAGCAUUUUAAACCAAGGAUGAUUGUUCAUCCUCGUUUCAAAAAUGUAACAGCUGAUGAAGCAAUUGAGUUUCUAUUGGACAAGGAUCCUGGUGAAAGUGUUGUCCGUCCUAGUUCUCGUGGGCCUUCAUUUUUGACUUUGACGCUGAAAGUUUAUGAUGAUGUAUAUGCUCACAAGGAUAUAGUUGAAGGUGGGAAGGAACACAAGGAUAUUACAAGCUUGCUUCGGAUAGGAAAAACACUGAAAAUUGGAGAGGAUACUUUUGAAGAUCUUGAUGAGGUAAUGGACCGCUAUGUGGAUCCAUUGGUUUCCCAUCUAAAGUCCAUGCUAAAUUACCGAAAGUUCAGGAGGGGUAACAAGAGCGAAGUAGACGAGCUCCUUAAAAUCGAGAAGGCCGAGAAUCCAAUGAGGAUAGUGUAUGGCUUUGGGAUUUCUCACGAACACCCUGGCACAUUCAUAUUGACCUACAUACGGAGCUCUAACCCACACCACGAGUACAUAGGUCUAUACCCCAAAGGGUUUAAGUUCCGGAAAAGAAUGUUUGAAGAUAUAGACCGUCUUGUAGCUUAUUUUCAGAGGCAUAUUGAUGAUCCGCACGAUUCUGCCCCAUCGAUAAGAUCAGUUGCUGCAAUGGUUCCUAUGAGGAGCCCUGCAGCUGGUGAUGGUGGUGGCUGGGGUGGUUCGUCCAAUGAUGGUGGUGGAGGUGGCGGCGGCUGGAGAGGGGGUGAUAGAGAUAGGGGUUCCGGUUCUAGAUCAGGAUUAUUACUGGGAAAAUGUAGUAUAUGUGACAGUGCUAACUGUGUGAUGACUGAUGCAUUCAUUUGGAACGCUGCUGCUUUUUAUUUUAGUUCGUCUUUGUUUUUCAUGCAAUUGUUGCAUUGGAGUCCUUACAGCUCUUCCAGUGCACAUGAUGAACCAAUGAUUGAAGAAGACGACGAUGAUGAUGAUGAUGACGUGGAUGAAGAUGAUGCUGAAGGUCAAGAAGACGGCAGUGGCAGGGCAAAGCAAAGCCGAAGUGAGAAGAAGAGCCGCAAGGCAAUGCUCAAACUUGGAAUGAAACCCAUUCUUGGGGUCACCCGAGUCACCAUUAAGAAGAGCAAAAAUAUCCUUUUCGUCAUCUCGAAGCCAGACAUCUUCAAAAGCCCAAAUUCGGACACAUACGUUGUGUUUGGCGAUGCAAAGAUUGAGGAUUUGAGCUCACAGUUGCAAACUCAAGCUGCAGAACAAUUCAAGGCUCCUCACUUAAAUCAUGCUGCACCAAAGACCGAGCCAUCUGUUUUGGCCCAGGAUGAUGACGUGGAUGAUGUGGACGAGAGUGGAGUCGAGCCAAAGGACAUCGAGCUCGUGAUGACUCAGGCUGGGGUCUCCCGAGCCAGGGCAGUCAAAGCUCUCAAGGAAUCAGAUGGAGAUAUUGUCUCUGCAAUCAUGGAUCUCACCAACUAGAUCGAGGUUCGUAUUUCGGCAUUUUUUUUUUUUUUUUGGGUNUACGCUAAAU